CGGCUGGGUUUAUACUGCGCAUAGGGAUAUCAGGAGCAUUAUUCAUUCAAGUAGGGCUACAUAAAGUUAUUUACCGACUGUUAUUUCUUAUGUAGGCUAUAAAUAGAAAGUCUUGAAAAUGAAAUUUUCCAGUUGUAGUUUUUAUUAAUUAGUUUUUACACUAAACGUGUCGGUGCAAAGUAGGCCUACCCCGGUUAUAUUAGCUUUUUGGAUUGGCCAGUGUUAUGCGUUCAGAUAUAAUUUCAAAAGGAAGUUUUAUUCAUCAUCGUGUUUUACCAUGAAGAAAAGAAACGUUGUGGCGUUACAGUUACUCCACUCAUGACUGUUUCGAGGUCAGGGCUAAGCCUAAAAUCUUCUUUUCCCUUAUUAGCAAUGUUAUCCGCUCCCUUACCCACUGUGUUCAUGACCUAGCCUACCUAGAUAUUUGGAUGAAGCGAGUGACAUGGCGCAUUGUUCAAUAGUUCCGUAGCCUACGCAAAACAAAAUGCGCGUCAUUAUGCAAAGGUCGACAUACUUUGUGCAAAUGAGGUCUCUAAUUUAGUGAAAACACCGCAGUUCAAAAAAUUAAGUGGGCAUAAAUCGAUUGGGGUUGAGUCUAGCCUACUUAAAUGAUAAGAAACGACAGUUUAUCAAGCGCUUGUGAGCAGUGUAUGCUAUUAGCGUGUCACUUUCGACCUCGCGAUUAUCCUUGUUAAUUCUCCAACUGUGAAUGUUCAGACAGCUCAAUGGACAGACUCGGCUGUUUGAAAUUACAUCGUGUCAGCAACGUGUAGCCUGUGACUAUCUCCCCAAGAUAGCAACCGUGAAAUUGUCAGGCAAGGAAAUUACCGCCAACAGCUGUCGGGGGAAUGGAGGAAUAGUGAGCUUUAUAAAUCCAGUUAGCAAAGCUGUUGGGUGGCAGUGACUUUUCACAAAGUGUAUAGGCUAAUAGGCCUACGUUGUAAAAAAAAAGAAAAGAAAAAAAAAGUGGACGCUUGACCAAGUCGUAUCCAGGUGGCGCUUAGCUUACUGUUGUGUUGAAGCGCUUCAGAAUGAGCGAAGCUGGUGGGAGAGAGAUGUUUAAUGAGUUGAGGGUUAGUAGUCAAAUGCUUCGUUUAUAUUUUUGAGAGUCGAAUACAAUGUGGAUUGUCAGCGUUUUCCCUUUGCAUCGCUUCCUACCUUGCUUUAUAAUCAAAUCCUCUGGACUGAAGUGCAAUGCUGAGAACACGCUGAAGAACCUGUCUACCUGAACACGAGGACGACAGAACAACAGAAAAACAAACAUCUGCUAUUUAAAAUAUGUGAAGAUGACUGCUCGCAGGGUCCAGAGACAGGGGCUUCUUCUGUGGUGCUUCCUAACAUCUAGUCUCUGACACCAAAGAAGAAAUACCACCCGUUCUUCAACAGUUGACAAGCUUCCUCCUAGUUCUCUCCGUCAUCAUGGAUCCCCAGACUGUGGUAUCCCUGUCUGUCCUCCUGGGAAUGAUCAGUCCCUGUCUGAUGAGGUCGGCACCACGGCUCUCCUUUCCCCUGGGUUCUCCAGGAAGGGUCGUCACCGGCUUCUACACCCCAGACGUCAGCAACACCACCACACUGUUACUAAGCGACGACGCCGCUACACUGUUUGUGGGUGCGCGGGAUGCCGUGCUGUCAUUGGAUGUGAGCCAGAAGGACGGCAUUGUGAUGCGGGGACAGCUGGACUGGGCUCCCUCAGAAAAGGACCUGGGGGACUGCUCCAUGAAGGGGAAGGACGAGGCAGACUGUCCUAACUUCAUCCGGGUGCUCCAGUUCCUUAACUCCACCCAUAUCUACGCCUGUGGAACCUAUGCCUUCAGCCCUCGCUGCACCUACAUAAACACGGAGAGCUUCUCCCUAGUGACGGGACCCGGGGGCAAGCCUGAGGAGGGCAGAGGUCGUUGCCCCUACGACCCCUACCAGCGUAACACAGCCAUCACCGUGGAUGGAGAGCUGUACACCGGGACGGUGGCUGAUUACAAAGGGAACCAGCCUGUCAUCUCUCGCCACCUCAGUGAGGGCAGCCAUGUUGACCUGAAGCUGGACGACACCUUAGGGUGGCUGGAGGAUCCUACUUUCAUCAGCUCCAGCUUUAUCCCCACUGAAGACAAAAUCUACUUCUUCUUCAGUGAAGAAGGGAGGGAAUACGACUUUAUUGAAAAGUUCACUGUGUCUCGAAUUGCCCAAGUCUGCACAACGGACGUGGGAGGGCAGCGUACGCUGCAGCGGCGCUGGACCACCUUCGCCAAGGCCCAGCUGCUGUGCCAGGCUGCCGGCCAGCUGCCCUACAGCGUCCUGCAGGACAUGUUCACCCUCCUGCCACCAGAGGGGGGCCACGCGGACGACACGCUCUUCUACGGCAGCUUCAGCUCUCAGUGGUCUGCUACUUCUGGACGUUCCGCAGUGUGUGCAUUCCGCCUGGGCGACGUCAAGGCUGUUUUCGCCGGGAACUACAAGGUCCUGAACCGGGACACGCUACGAUGGAGCACUCGGGUGCAGGAGAAGGUUGCUAACCCAGGAGAGUGUGGCCUCCACAACGCUUCAGACAACACUCUGCGCUUCAUCAAAGACAACUUCCUAGCUGAGGAGAGCGUGCAGAGUGUGGGUCAGAGUGUGACCCUGGAGUCAGACGAGCAGCUCUAUACUCAGCUGGCCGUCCAGAGGGUCCCUUCAGCCACCGGGAGGGACUACACGGUCCUAUUCCUGCUCACAGAAUCUGGGUUCCUCCACAAGGCAGUGCUGCUGGAGAAGGGAGCUCACAUCAUCGAAGAGAUCCAGGUCCUCAAGAGACCUCAGCCUGUGAAGAACCUGCUUCUCUCUCUAUCCAAGGGCGUGGUGAUGGUGGGCUCCUCAGAGGGGGUGGUGAGGGUCCCGGUGGCUAACUGCUCGCUGUCCCAGAGCUGUGCUGACUGUGUCCUGGCCCAGGAUCCCUUCUGUGCCUGGGACCCCGCCAGCGCAGUCUGCACCGACGCCUCCACGCUUCCCGCCAACGCAGGCCAGGAUGUGGAGAGGGGAAAUGUUCAUGAGGCUUGUCAAGAACUGCCUGUGACUCGCAGGUCAAGACUCGGACACAAACUGCCCACAGGUGAGCUGGUGUCCGUGUCUCUGAAUGAGGUGGUGCGUUUGCAGUGUCCGGAGGCGUCGCUCCACGCCCAGCGCCACUGGGAGCGUCCCAACAGCCACCUGGACCCCCAGAUCUACCUGCAGCUGCAGGACGGGAGCAUCAGCUUCCUGGCCUCGCCCGUCACCCUGGGACACUACCUGUGCCUCUCCACGGAGAAGGGCUUCAAGCAGACCCUGGCCGUGUACCAGGUCAGACAGAAGACUAGCACGACUCCUCAGCCUACCUCCUCCCCUCCUCCACCUCGCUCCCACAAACCAGCGCUGCCCACCCCCGCUGCAACGACAGAACAGGCCACCUCCUCGUCCACGCGACCCCACCCGGGACAGAUCGAGGAGGGGCUGAGGAAGCGAACAGCGACGAUGCUCCCCAGUGAGCCCCACGUCUCCAGCAGGCCCACCAGCAGGACCUUCUCACUCUGGCCGGACCAUGCCGAGCCGCCCGCCGGAGGAGACCAGCUGCUGUUAGCGCGGGGGCAGACCUACCUGAAGGAGCUGGUGGUGGUGUCCGUCCUGCUGGCGCUGUGCGUGAGCCUGCUGCUGACCCUGGGUCUGUACCGGAUGAGGCAGCGCUGCCGCAGGCGCACAGCCCCCCAGGUGGGCGCGGGGGGGAGGGACUCUGAGAGGGGGGCGGCGCACGAGCGAGAGGCUCUCAGGGGAGGCCAGUCCCCGCACGGCCCCGACAAGCAGAACGGCAAGGCCAACGGGACACCCAAGGAUUCCAACGGACAUCUCCCCAACAUCCCCAUGUAGGGACUGGAGGCCUCGUCUCCAGGCUGUGGGAGGCCAGCCUCGCUAUGGGAGGCCAGCCUCGCUGGGGGAGGACUGCAGCCUUCCUACUGGGGCUGAACUGUGGACCUUAAUGGUGUUUAGACCCUACAUCUGCAUCUACAUCUGCAUGACUGUUUGCAGCAGACUUCUUCAGUCAGCAUAUUUUCAGCAGCUUACUUGCCGAACUAUAAUUCAUGUCUGGACUGUAUGGCCUAUGAAACUGUGGUAUUAUAAUAUAUUCUGAUUUCUUCUGGUUUGGUACUAGACCGUGUGAAUAAUCUGACAGGAAGAUAUGAGAAUAAGUCGUAAUGUUUAUGUGCUGUAAAUAAUUUUGAGCGCCGCUGUUUAGAACCCAGACGAGAUGAAGCGAGACGUUUCUCGUGGUUCCUGACACAAACAUGGCUUCAAAACAGACUCAACCACUGAAGGCUGAUGGUGUGUGCUCAGCUGCCCAGGUUCAAGGAGACGAAACAUCAUCAUGUAGCAUUGCACACCAGGAUGUGACACGACUAGGUCUUAAAAUGUACUUGAGAUUACGUCACAAUGCUGGUAUAACUGGACAGAUUUUACUAUCGCUCUUGAACUGUGAUUUUGCCAAACCUGUGUUUCUUAAUACCACUUAUGAAAAACUAUCAAAACGGGUCGUUUACGUUCAUCUCCAACCACUUUUUUUGUGCUUUUUACAAGUUGUCUUUAUUUUUAUACAGUUUUAUGGUACUUCAAAAAUUGUUCCAAAUAAAGUAUUUGUUCAAAGUCAA
Molecule: messenger RNA, 4643 nt
Organism: Hypomesus transpacificus
Lineage: Eukaryota; Metazoa; Chordata; Actinopteri; Osmeriformes; Osmeridae
Gene: sema4ab
Product: sema domain, immunoglobulin domain (Ig), transmembrane domain (TM) and short cytoplasmic domain, (semaphorin) 4Ab
Exons: 16
Coding region: 1420-3867 (815 amino acids)
Biological process (GO): negative regulation of axon extension involved in axon guidance; axon guidance; neural crest cell migration
Molecular function (GO): chemorepellent activity; semaphorin receptor binding
Source: RefSeq, a predicted model, not a curated record